AUGCCCGCUACGUCCUGUCCCCCUAACUUCGCGCGGGGGCGGAUGAGCCCUUUUCGAAGCGGCCGCAGGGAGGAGCUGCCUGCGCCGUGGGCGCGCCAGGAUGAUGAAGAAGGUGGUGUCGAAGCAGUCUCCGCCCAAGAUAUUCGCCCAGGUGGCACUAUGAAGACGCUAAAGAAGGAUUCCCGCCUCAGAAUACCAACCACCAAAUUAUUUGAGGUGUCAGACAACUGGAAAGAAAAGAAAAAGGCAAAGCUUCCUGAGCAGCCCACACCCCCUAUUCAGGAAGAGCCAGAGCCUGUUAGCAAUGUCCUUCAAGGAGAUGACAUCCUUGCCUUAGCCAUUAAGAAAGAAGACCUGAAGAAGCAACACCUUCCUCACCUGAAAACGGAAGCUAAACCUGCCCAGAAAUUUAUCGUCCGUAAAUUCAAACCCAAGACUCUUAAGAGGGAGGUCCGCCACUUAGUAGCCCACUCUGCCCCUCCAGAUGCAGCCACUAAGCCCCUGGACUUUGGUCCCGGUCACAGCUUCAAGGACAGUCACCAGAUCCUGCCCCACCACAUCUUGGGGAAUCUUCAGGACUUUAAGAGAAUUGCACUUGCUCGAGGCAACACCAAGCUGGCGGAACAGAUACCCACUCCGCCCUGUCUGUUAACCCUCAUCUCAGCAAAAGAUGAGCCAAAGUUCCCCAAAACUCCCAAAGCAGAGAAGGAACAUCUCUGGACCCCAUCUCUUCAACACAAUUUUCUGAAAAACUGGCAGCGCCACAUUGCCCUGCGGAAGCAGCAGCAGGAAGCCCUCAGCAAACACCUGAAGAAGCCGGUUGGUGACCUGGUGAUGCAUGCUGGGGAGGCCUACCGACGGAUUCAGGAAGAGCAAGAGUGCAUUGAUCGUGCCCUUCCCACGCAGCAUGACGGGAAGUGUGGCGAUGAGAACAGUGGCUUCUGGAGUCGACUGGAAUAUGUGGGAGAUGAAAUAACAGGUCUGGUCAUGACAAAGACAAAACGACAGCGUGGCCUCAUGGAACCCAUCACUCACGUCAGGAAGCCCCGCUCCAUCAGGGCAGAGUUGGGGCUACCAGAUCAGAAGGAUGCCUGGUACCGCUCCACCUGGGAUCGGAGUCUGUUUCUGAUUUACCGCCGCAAAGAGCUACAGAAUGUCCUGGCUGAGCUGGAUUUUAACCAGCAGGAUAUUGAUGGCCUGGAGGUGGUGGGCAGAGGGAAGCCUUUCUCAGCAGUUACGGUAGAAGACUAUAAGCUGUUUGAAAACAUCGAGGAAACGUCCUCUGAAGACACAGUCAGCUUAGACUUAAUGACCAGUAGCUCUGAUGUCUCCAUGCCUAUUCUCGGCCCCUCCCUGCUGUUCUGUGGUAAGCGGGCGUUCUGGAUCAGAGGCAGUAACCCACAGGACAAGGGUCAGGUUGGAAUUGCUGCCUGCAUGGUUUUUGAAACUGUAGAAGGGGAGAAAACAUCUUCAGAACUGACUGUGGUUAAUAAUGGCACGGUGGCCAUUUGGUACGACUGGCGGCGGCAGGCCCAGCUGCAAUCCUUCCAAGACUUGACAAGAAACAGGACCCAACGGUUUUACUUUAACAACCGGGCAGGAGUGAUUCUGCCUGGAGAAACAAAGAACUUCACCUUCUCCUUCAAGUCUCUGGAUGCUGGGAUCUUCAGGGAAUCAUGGGAAUUUAGAACUCACCCCACUGUCUUAGGAGGUGCCCUCUUGCAAGUCAAUCUGCAUGCCAUCUCCCUGGCCCAAGACAUUUCCAGGCAGGACCGGAUGUCACUGCAGAAUAAGCUGACUUCCCGUGAAGCCCUGACCACUGUGGACAGCCUGGUGCAGGAGCUGCAGAAGGGGAUCCUCACCCCAGAGCGCUCCUUCUCCCCCGUGGAUGCCUAUGUCACUGAGGAGGACUUGUUCCACUACAGGAAUCCCCUGCUCCAUUACCAGCACCCAGUGGUCCAGAACCUGCACAAGAUGUGGCAUCAGUACAUAAUGGUGCCCCCCAAAGCCCCGGACGCCAGGCUGGCUGAGGAGGAGCAGCUCAGUUCCAGGACCCGGCACCCCCAGGCCCAGUCAGCCUCUGUCUUGGGGGGCCACCCAUCCCGGUCCGAGGGCGGAGCCCAGAAGCAUGGAUCUAAAUUUCCUCCGUGGAAGACCACCAAGGAGGAGAUCCCCCAGAUGGAGAGCACCGGGAGCCCCUUGGAGUCCGAGAGCCAACCCGUGCCCGAAUGGAACCUCUGUCUGGACGACUUCAAAAAGGCAGUGAUGGCACUUCCUGAUGAAAACUACCAAGAAGAAGCCUUAAUCAGACUUAACAGAGGGGCUCUGGAGCUGUGUCAGGAGCCCACACGGCAGCAGUCAGACUUCCUGUACCAGAACUGUUUGCAGCUGUGGUGGAAUGUGAUUGACAGUCUCGUGAGCUACUCGCUGUGGCUGCGGGCUCUGCUGGGCCUGCCUGAGAAGGAGACCAUCUAUCUGGAUGGGCCAGACGAGCAAGAUCACAAAUUACCUCCUGUCAUGGAAGUGAAGGUGACUGCUGGCAGAGUCGGGAAGGAGGACCGGAAAGGGCCGUACCAAGAAAAGAAGCAACUAGGAAUCAAAGACAAAGAGGAUAAAAAAGGAGCCAAGUUACCGAAAGAGCAGGACCGUAUAAACAGCAAGAAGCAAAAAGCAAAGGAUGACAAGAAACUAAUGAAAUCUACAAGCCGGGACAGGGUUUUCAUGGAUGACAUGACCCCUGACAGUCUCAGCCCCUCCCAAGAACCCAUCGACCCCCUGGUCAUGGAGGCAUACAUCCAGAGCCUGCACUCAGAGGUCUAUGAGCUGCUGGACACGCUGGUGACCAGGGUGAUGAUUCUGGCUGAUGACCUCAGCCCCAUGAAGAGGAGUGUUUCUAUCUUUGAGACCGACUUGCCUUCUGGGAGCUGGCAAACAGACAAAUCAAUAAAGAACUUUUAA
Messenger RNA from Elephantulus edwardii (Cape elephant shrew), 2958 nucleotides. It is a transcript of the gene MYCBPAP, whose product is annotated as MYCBP associated protein. The transcript is spliced from 21 exons. The record is from RefSeq and is a predicted model, not a curated record. NCBI's taxonomy places the organism in Eukaryota, Metazoa, Chordata, Mammalia, Macroscelidea, Macroscelididae. Bases 1 to 2958 code for a protein of 985 amino acids.